UCAGUUUAGUGGCAUUCUUGCCCUACUCCACUCCACAAAUCCACUUCACCUUAAUCUUUUCUUCGUCCAACUCUCCAACCUUUUUCCAGUUCGCAUUUCUUACUUUGUGAACUUCACGACAACCCUCAAUCUUCUCCGACUCUCCCUCAAUUUUUCUUCGACAACAUAAUCGAAGAGAGUCGCAACCAUGGCUCCUUUGUCUUAUUCCAAGACCGCAAAGGUCCCCACCCGUCCCUUCGAGGCCGCCCGUCUUGAUUCCGAACUUAAGCUCGUAGGAGAGUAUGGUCUACGCAACAAGCGUGAGGUGUGGCGUGUCAUGCUCACCUUGUCCAAGAUUCGUCGUGCUGCCCGUCAGCUUCUUACCCUUGACGAGAAGGACCCCAAGCGUCUAUUCGAAGGCAAUGCCCUCAUUCGCCGUCUCGUCCGUGUCGGUGUGCUCGACGAGUCUCGCAUGAAGCUCGAUUACGUUCUUGCCCUUAAGGUUGAGGAUUUCUUGGAGCGCCGCCUCCAGACCUGUGUUUACAAGCUGGGUCUUGCCAAGUCCAUCCACCACGCCCGUGUCCUUAUCCGCCAGCGCCACAUCCGCGUCGGAAAGCAGAUCGUUAACGUUCCGUCUUUCAUCGUCCGUCUCGACUCCCAGAAGCACAUUGACUUCUCCCUGACCUCGCCAUUCGGUGGUGGCAAACCUGGUCGUGUCCGCAGAAAGAAGGCCAAGGCCGCCGAGAAGAAGGAUGACGGUGACGAGGAGGAGGAGGAAGAGUAAAGGGUGCAUACUCUAAAAUGAAAGCCUGUGGAUAAUCAGGCGGUGGGGAAAACGGAUUACAUUGAGAGACUAUGAAAACUUAGAUUCAUACCUCAAAGGCGUUAGGCCACGGUUAACGGAAUGCAUGACGAACUUCUACCACCAC
Molecule: messenger RNA, 908 nt
Organism: Hypoxylon fragiforme
Lineage: Eukaryota; Fungi; Ascomycota; Sordariomycetes; Xylariales; Hypoxylaceae
Product: 40S ribosomal protein S9
Exons: 3
Coding region: 188-763 (191 amino acids)
Biological process (GO): positive regulation of translational fidelity; translation
Cellular component (GO): cytosolic small ribosomal subunit
Molecular function (GO): structural constituent of ribosome; rRNA binding
Source: RefSeq, a predicted model, not a curated record